Molecule: messenger RNA, 6014 nt
Organism: Marmota monax (woodchuck)
Lineage: Eukaryota; Metazoa; Chordata; Mammalia; Rodentia; Sciuridae
Gene: Tbc1d2b
Product: TBC1 domain family member 2B
Exons: 13
Coding region: 1-2880 (959 amino acids)
Source: RefSeq, a predicted model, not a curated record
AUGCCGGGGGCCGGGACCCGGGCAGAGGAAGGUGGCGGCGGCGAGGGCGCGGCGCCGGGGGCCACCGCGGAGGCUGGGGUGGGGGCCGGGCGGGAGCCGGCGCGGCUGUGCGGCUACCUGCAGAAGCUGUCGGGCAAGGGCCCGCUGCGCGGCUACCGCAGCCGCUGGUUCGUGUUCGACGCGCGUCGCUGCUACCUCUAUUACUUUAAGAGCCCGCAGGACGCGCUGCCCCUGGGCCACCUGGACAUCGCCGACGCCUGCUUCAGCUACCAGGGCCCCGACGAGGCGGCUGAGCCAGGCGCUGAGCCGCCCGCGCACUUCCAGGUGCACAGUGCGGGAGCCGUCACUGUGCUCAAGGCUCCUAAUCGUCAACUCAUGACUUACUGGUUACAGGAGCUUCAGCAGAAAAGAUGGGAAUAUUGCAACAGCCUUGACAUGGUGAAAUGGGACAGCAGCACUUCUCCAGUUCCUGGAGAUUUCCCCAAGGGUCUUGUAGCCAGAGAUAACACAGAUUUAAUUUACCCACACCCAAAUGCUUCUGCAGAAAAAGCCAGAAAUGUCCUAGCUGUGGAAACGAUGCCUGGAGAGCUGGUGGGAGAACAAGCUGCAAGUCAGCCAGCCCCAGGGCAUCCAAAUUCCAUCAAUUUUUACUCUUUGAAACAGUGGGGCAAUGAGCUCAAAAAUUCAAUGUCAUCUUUCCGUCCUGGGCGAGGGAAUAGUGACAGUCGGAGGACUGUGUUUUAUACCAAUGAAGAGUGGGAACUUUUAGACCCACCCUCAAAGGACCUGGAGGAACCCAUGGUACAAGAAGAAAGAAAGAAGCAGAUGCCUGAGGGAAACAAAGGAGUAACUGGCUCAGGAUUCCCCUUUGACUUUGGACGUAACCCCUACAAAGGAAAACGCCCUUUGAAAGACAUAAUUGGAUCAUACAAAAACCGUCACAGCAGUAGUGACCCUUCCAUCGAGGGCAUGUCAGGUGGUGGCAUAAGCAAGGCAGCCUCCGAGUUGCAGCUGCAGGUUCAGAGCCAGCAGGAGGAGCUGGAGCAGCUGAGGAAGGACCUGUCCAGUCAGAAGGAGCUGGUUCGGCUGCUCCAGCAGACAGUUCGGUCGUCUCAGUAUGACAAGUAUUUCACAAGCAGCCGACUCUGUGAGGGGGUCCCUGGGAACAUGCUGGAGCUUCUCCAUCAGAAGGACGACCAGAUUCUGGGACUCAGCAGCCAGCUGGAGCGGUUCACCCUGGAAAAGGACAGUCUCCAGCAGGAAGUGAGGACACUGAAGAGCAAGGUGGGGGAGCUCAAUGAGCAGCUGGGGAUGCUGAUGGAGACCAUCCAGGCCAAGGACGAGGUCAUCAUCAAGCUCAGCGAGUCUGAGGGCAGCGUGUCUUCUCCCUCUUCCGGGCCCGGCUCCCCCUUGACUGCCCCAGUCAGCAAGGAUCAGCUGGAGCUGGACAGACUGAAAGAUAAUCUGCAGGGGUACAAAACCCAAAAUAAAUUUCUAAAUAAAGAAAUUUUGGAACUCUCAGCUCUACGAAGAAAUGCAGAAAGAAGAGAGAGAGAUCUGAUGGCAAAGUAUUCUAGCCUGGAAGCCAAGCUCUGCCAGAUAGAAAGUAAAUACUUGAUAUUGCUUCAAGAAAUGAAGACACCAGUUUGCUCAGAAGAACAGGGGCCUUCCCGGGAUGUCAUAGCCCAGUUGCUGGAGGAUGCUCUGCAGGUUGAGAGUCAAGAGCAGCCAGAGCAAGCAUUCAUUAAGCCUCAUCUUGUCAGCGAGUAUGAUAUUUAUGGGUUCAGGACUGUCCCUGAUGAUGACGAGGAAGAGAAAUUGGUCGCCAAAGUCCGUGCAUUGGACCUGAAAACUCUCUACCUCACAGAAAACCAGGAAGUUUCCACUGGGGUCAAGUGGGAAAACUAUUUUGCAAGCACAAUGAACAGAGAGAUGAUGUGCUCUCCCGAAUUAAAAAACCUGAUUCGUGCAGGCAUUCCCCACGAGCACCGUUCCAAGGUGUGGAAGUGGUGUGUGGACCUUCACACAAGGAAGUUCAAGGACAGUGCUGAGCCAGGCUACUUCCAGACCUUGCUUCAAAAAGCACUGGAGAAACAGAACCCAGCCUCCAAGCAGAUAGAGCUAGACCUGCUGCGAACUCUGCCCAACAACAAACAUUACUCCUGCCCCACCUCUGAAGGCAUACAGAAGCUACGGAACGUCCUCCUCGCCUUCUCCUGGCGGAAUCCAGAUAUCGGCUACUGCCAAGGUCUAAACAGGUUGGUGGCAGUGGCUCUCCUGUACCUGGAGCAAGAAGAUGCUUUCUGGUGUCUGGUUACCAUUGUGGAAGUUUUCAUGCCUCGAGACUAUUACACAAAGACUCUUUUAGGAUCCCAGGUGGACCAGCGGGUGUUCAGAGACCUCAUGAGUGAGAAGCUGCCUCGAUUGCAUGCCCACUUUGAACAGUACAAAGUCGACUACACCCUUAUCACAUUCAACUGGUUUCUGGUGGUUUUUGUGGACAGUGUUGUUAGUGACAUCCUUUUUAAAAUAUGGGACUCUUUUCUUUAUGAGGGACCAAAGGUGAUUUUCCGUUUUGCCCUGGCACUUUUUAAAUACAAGGAAGAGGAGAUCCUGAAAUUGCAGGACUCGAUGUCUAUAUUCAAGUAUCUCCGUUACUUCACUCGUACUAUCCUUGAUGCGAGGAAACUGAUCAGCAUCUCCUUUGGGGACCUGAACCCCUUCCCCCUGCGCCAGAUCCGGAACCGUCGCACCUACCACUUGGAGAAGGUUCGGCUGGAGCUGACAGAGCUGGAGGCCAUCCGAGAGGACUUCCUGCGUGAGCGGGACACCAGCCCUGACAAAGGCGAGCUGGUCAGCGAUGAGGAGGAGGACACCUAAGUGGAUGCCCACCCAGGAUGCUGCUCUUCUUCCCUUCACAACCAAAGUGUGUCAAAAGUGUGAACUGCAGGGACAUUUCUGCUUGUUUAAAUGCCAGAAUGUAACAUCUGUGGUGUCUGGGAAUCUGCUGGGCAGAUGUCCAAAGCCAAACUGCACUUUCUUAGUUCCCAUUUGGGGGCAGGGUCUCAUCUGUUUACAGCCAUCUCCAUGCCACAACAUUUGGCAUCGUGAUCAUGCUUUUUGCCUGAUUGGUGAAUUGCCCCUCAGUUACCAGUUGGCUGUUUCUAAGAGCCUGUUUACAGCAUCUGUCAGCUGUGUUGGUGUUUGACCCUGUGAAAACCAUCCUUUGCUGGACCUCUCCCAGGUUCUUUUGUACAUAGGAGGCAAUUGUGUACAUCACAGGGCUUCAGAGUUUGGCUGCUUCAGGUGGCAUAAGGUCAAUGUGAAAUGAGGGACUUCUUUAGAAAAGUAGACACAUUCCAUGUUCAGAAACAGCCUCCUUAGAGAGCCCAAGAAUCCUGGCUUCAGCUGCCAGCCAUGCCCCACUUCUGGACUAGCUUUUGCCAUCUCCUGCACAGCAUUUUAAAACAGUAGCUCCCACCCUGCGUCGGGGAGGGCCUGGCUCUGCAGCCAGCCCCGUGCACUUCUCAUCUCAGUUCGUGAUUGUAAAUCACUGGCUGUUCUCCUCUGCCUGCCGUGUGCCUGACCGUCUCUGAGCUUCUGUGGAAUGCUUUGCUUUGCAUCUGGGAAUUGCCUUGUAGAAGCCACUCUCCAAGUGUGGCUCAGAUAGGAGUCUAAGUUAGCUACAAACUGCACCCUGGCAUGCCCCUGAUUGAGGGAACAGGAAGCUUUUGGGGGAUUGCUUUUCAGGGUGUUGGUGCAGCUGCUGGGUGAGCCCUACUACAUGGCAGAAACCUUGGCCUCCCCAGAGGUGGGCAGUGCUUCUGAUGUCCCUCACCUAGCUAGCAGGUGGGGGAGGCUGCUGCCAGGCUCCUUUACUUAGAGCUAAGGCUUGGGUGAGCUCUCCGACAGUCUUCCUGCCACCCUCGCCACCCAGAGCACCUUUGUCCUCGAGCAAGGAUGUAGGGUCACUGUGGCCUCUUGAUUUUGGGCUGCCUAGGCAAUUUCUGACUCGGAGCACUGCCUUUUUGAAGCCAGGAGAGAGGCUUUGAGCAAGGAAAGUUGUUUUUACUUAAGUCCUGUGGACCAUCACUGAUGUGCGGAUGUCAUGAGAGAAUGUUUUCUGGCACAGUAUUACUCCAACACAAAAGAAACAAUCUUAAGUGAAAUAUUUUACACUACCUAGACACAAAUCAGAAACAAUCCUUAGUUGAUACAAACACACUCAGACUAAGAAUGGAAGCGAUGCAAGUUCAAGAAGUGCUUUUUCCAUAGUGCAUCGUUUUCCUGUUCAUCUUUUACUGUCAACAUCCUAGCAGUACCGUGGCUGAGUUGGUAGUUACUACUUGGCUGUUUCUAAGAGCCUGUUUACUAGAGCAAGCUCAACUUCCUGGGCUUAAAUUGCCUACUUUCUUAAGGUGUAGGGGGAACUGGUCCCUGUGUUUAGUCAAAACUCUUUUCUCUUUUCAGAUACUAGGAUUGUAUUUAUCAUUGUGCACAUCUUUGGAACAGUUGUUUGAAGCCCAGCUUCUUCAGGAAGCUGCCUGGGAGCAGGGCAGGCGUUGCAGUCUCACUACUGUUUCGGGGACUGCUGGGAUCAAGUGCUGGAGAACCCUGCCGCCACCUUGUGAAAUAGUGGCUGUCAGCUUAGGGGACAGCUGUGAGGAGGUGCUUGGGACUGUGGCUAGGGCCCCAUGGAUCAGCUUCAGCUGUCCUCAGCUUUUAGUUCUCAAGUCAGUUCCCCCUGGAAGAUGUCAUCCCCAAACUUCCAUGUAGUGGAGCUAAAAUGCUCCCUUUAGGAAUGGACUUAUUUUAUCCAGUUUACCCUGAAAAAAAAUGUUUCUUAGAAAGCACCUGGUGGAGCACUUGCCUACCAAGCAUGAGGCAGUGAGAGCAAUUCCCAGAGGAGAUGGACUGGGGACCCUUUCCUGGAGUUUCUUCCUAGAAUAAAGUGCUUAAUGUCCAGGGGGCUGAGAGGGAAUCGUUGGCCUGGUUCCAGUUUGGGUCAGGAGGAGUGCCCUCCUUCCAUAGCCUUAGGUCCCACUGAUUUGAGCCAACACUUCCCCUUCCCUCCCUCCACUGAGGAGAGACCUCUUCCUACCUUCCAGGGCCCCAGGUCCCUCUUCCUCCCCUGGCCGCCUGGCAAGUGCCCCUUCUGCACGCUGCUGUUCAUCUGAACCUUUGUUCUAUAGCCAGCCCAGGGCCCCUUGUGGUGGCCCUUGCAAGCUGAAAGGGUGGCCUCCAGCCUGCUUGCCUAAAUGUGGGUGCCAAGGUGAGGGGAGCACCUCACACCUAGUGGGAAUUCCCAACUCUGAAAUUGAUGGUUCUUUUUUUUUAAUGGGUUGAACCUGUUAAUACUUUUGUAUAUUUUCACUACAGUUUAUAUUUUUAUAGGAUAUUUUAUCAAGGUUUUUCUAGAGUCUGUACAUCUAUUUUAUAUAACAAGUUCUAUUUUGUGUGCACAACUCCCUUGUAUGUAUUUAUGUAAACCUGAGCCUCCUGGUUGCUCCCUCCUGUGCCCCUUUUGCCUCCAGCCUUGACUCACUUUUGCUCAGCCCUUUCCUCACCCCAGGUAGCCUCAGUCGCUACCUGUAGUCACGCUGAUAGCAGACUACAGAUUGCUGGGAACGAUUCUGGUGUCAACUGCACCAGAAUAUUAUAUUGAUAUAGGAAGUACUCUAGCCAAGUACCCAGUCUUUGUUGUUGUUUUUUUUUUUUUUUAACUAAAUGUAUACUGCACAUCCCCCACCCCCUGCUUUGCAGUAUUAUCUUCCCCCCUGUGACCGGCAGCUGGACCCAGCAGCUGGGCAGCUGGGCCUGCUGGGGAAGUCCCGACAGGGGAGAAACUGGCUGCGAAGCCCCAUGUGUGCCACUGAUCAUUCCACCCCUGCUGGGCAGCUGGAGGAAGAGGGACGCUGCCAGGUGACUGUCCAUUUAUAUCACAGCAGCUUCUAUGCUGUCUUCAAGUUAAAUUUUGGAAUUAUAAAGGAAAAAAUAAAGUAAUCUGUAUAACA